ACGCGAGGCGGCCGGAGUCCCUGGGCGGCCCCAGUACCACGGCCUAGACGGAGGGGUCACCCUCGGGAGGGCCGCGGCGCCGGCUCAGCGGGGCAACUUCGCGGUGCUUGUUCUGCAGGAAAAUCCCCACCAGUGCCCGGACCCGCGAGAUCGUGAUGGUCUCCCCAGAGUCGGGAGACGAAUGCCUGUGUGGGGUAGAUGGGUGAGGUGAAGGACGGGCACACAGUGCCGGAGAACGCACCUGAGCCGUAAUGGCCAGGGCUGACCGGUGGGUGCUGUGGUGGGAGCAUCCCGGUAGCGAGGGCGAGACGCGGUGCGGAAAGGAGCUGUGGAUGUGCAUACAGGUGCCCGUCAUGUAUGACUCAGAUGUCCCUGGACGAACAUACAUACAGGAUGAACCCCUUGCAUUUCUGGGUUUAAAAAAAGUUUUUAUUUUUUAAAAAAAGACAAACUGGUGACCGAGGUCGCUACCGGCUAGGGGUUCUGUUUGGCCUGAUCUGUUUGAAAUUUUUACCAUUUGCUUAUAUGCUAUGUAUUUCCUCCACCCACCCCGACGACAGCAAAGCCAGCCCACAAGUUUGUUUUGUUUUUGCCUAGUGAUUCAGAUUUCUUUGGGGGAGAUUUGUUGUUGAUAAACAAAACAUCGUGCUUAUUUCCUGCCUUGCCAAGCAUUGGCCAAUAUAGACUGUAGAAUCUAUUACCCUAAUGGAACAGCCUGGCAUUGUAGAAGACGAAAUUUGCAUGAAAACACACAGGCAUUUUCCAUGAAAAGGUGUGAGUGGGGGAUGAUUUGAUCGAUAACGGUGUGUGCAUUUACUCCUUCAUUAAAAGUGUUUAUUAAGUGCUUCUUGUGGGCAGCGGUCUUGAGUAGACAGUUAUGCUAUCAUUAGAGGUGAGGAUUAUGAAGACUAAGUGGAAAAAUGCUUCCAGUGUGGAGUUAAACGGAGAAAAUCAACAGAAUACAAAUAGCUUCUGCGAGGUGAUUACAGUUCUGGGAGGAAGAAGGCCCAGAAGCACACCAAAUACUGACAGUGGCAUGUGGGCACAUUCCAUGACAGUACAGGAUUAUCAGGAUCUCAUAGACCGAGGAUGGCGAAGAAGUGGAAAAUAUGUGUACAAACCUGUCAUGAAUCAAACAUGUUGUCCUCAGUACACAAUAAGGUGCCGACCUUUACAGUUUCAGCCUUCAAAAUCUCACAAGAAGGUUUUGAAAAAAAUGUUGAAAUUUCUGGCUAAAGGGGAGAUUCCCAAAGGAAGUUGUAAGGAUGAGCCCAUGGAUUCCACAGUGGAUGAUGCUGUUGUGGGUGACUUUGCAUUGAUAAAUAAAUUGGAUAUACAGUGUGAUCUUAAAACGCUCAGUGAUGACCUCAAAGAGAGUUUAGAGAGUGAAGGAAAAAACUCCAAGAAAGAAGAACCUCAUGAAUUACUUCAGUCACAAGAUUUCGUAGGAGAGAAGUUGGCCUCUGGUGAACCAUCACAUUCAGUUAAAGUUCACACAGUUCCUAAGCCAGGCAAAGGGGCUGAUUUGAGUAAGCCUCCCUGUCGAAAAGCAAAGGAAAUCCGGAAAGAAAGGAAAAGGUUAAAACUCAUGCAGCAGAACCCAGCUGGAGAACAUGAGGGUUUCCAGGCUCAAGGUCAGCCACCAUCUUUGUUUCCAGCAAAGGCUAAAUCCAACCAGCCCAAAGCACUUGAAGAUUUAAUUUUUGAAUCUUUACCAGAGAAUGCAUCACACAAGUUAGAGGUGAGGGUGGUGAGAUCAUCUCCACCAAGUUCGCAGUUCAAAGCCACACUUCUGGAGUCUUACCAGGUCUAUAAACGUUACCAGAUGGUUAUUCACAAGAACUCACCUGAUACGCCAACUGAGAGCCAGGUGAGGUUAGUACCUGUCUCCUUUGAGGACCCAGAGUUCAAGUCGUCCUUCAGCCAGUCCUUUUCUUUGUAUGUCAAGUAUCAAGUGGCCAUACACCAGGAUCCGCCUGAUGAAUGUGGGAAGACUGAGUUCACAAGAUUCCUUUGCACUUCACCUUUAGAGGCAGAGACUCCCCCUAAUGGGCCAGAUUGUGGCUAUGGCUCAUUUCACCAGCAGUACUGGCUUGACGGAAAGAUCAUUGCUGUGGGGGUGAUUGACAUCCUCCCAAACUGUGUAUCAUCUGUAUAUUUGUACUAUGAUCCUGAUUAUUCAUUUUUGUCUUUGGGCGUCUACUCUGCACUACGAGAAAUUGCUUUUACUCGGCAACUCCAUGAGAAAACUUCUCAGCUCAGCUAUUAUUAUAUGGGUUUCUACAUUCAUUCAUGUCCCAAGAUGAAAUAUAAGGGUCAGUAUAGACCUUCUGAUUUGCUGUGCCCUGAGACAUAUGUUUGGGUGCCCAUUGAGCAAUGCCUGCCUUCACUUGAAAACUCCAAGUACUGCCGUUUCAACCAGGACCCAGAAGCAGUGGAUGAAGAUCGCAGUACAGAACCUGAUCGAUUGCAGGUGUUUCACAAGAGAGCCAUUAUGCCUUACCGUGUUUAUAAGAAACAUCAGAAAGACCCAAGUGAGGAGGCCGCUGUUCUGCAGUAUGCAAGCCUGGUGGGGCAGAAGUGUUCUGAGCGGAUGCUGCUGUUCAGAAACUGACCUGUCGCCUCUGCUGGGGAGUUCCUGUGUUGUGCUGGUGAUUUGUGCCUGGAUAUAUAUUCAGUACCUGUGGGGAAAUAACUGUCACCACCCACAAAUGAGACAUUUUUUAUUUUGACUAUCUAUGGCUUUUAAAAAAUAUUUUGUGGCAAUGUAUCUGUGAGAAUCUCAUGGUUAAUAUAAAGAUUUUAAAACUGUGUUGUGACCUAGCCCCCAUAACUGGGGUUUAUCAUUUUGGAGGUUUCGUUCUAGAGCAAGAUAUGUUCAAAAUCUCCUGUUUAUAUUUUGUAAAACGAAGAAGUGAAUCUAAGUAACUGAAUCACAGUUGUGUGUUGUUUUGGUUCUGUUAGAGAAAUUAAAACAGACUGUUUCCUAAGGCGCAUUUCAAACAUUAGCUUAUGCUAGGAAACCUUAAGGAUGGGGAAGGUGGAAAGUUCAUUUCAUCACUUAGAAAAUAUGUCUUCUCAAGAACAGAACUGUGUGCUGUUAUUCAGUGUUCAAUAUUAAAUUGCUGCCAAAUGUUAUGUAGUUUAAUAGAGAACUUGAAAAUAAAACAUUAAAAAUGAUCUUGUGUUAACAUCGGUGUCAUUUGUUCAGGACAGUCCUGUUCAUGUCAGUUGCCUUGGCAUGGUUUUUUCCCCCUAGAAUGUAGUACUCCCUUUUACUCUAAAAAACCCCCACUUGGGACAAUAAAAUACCGAAUUGCUCUA
Cebus imitator (Panamanian white-faced capuchin) is the source of this 3324-nucleotide messenger RNA. RefSeq names its product arginyltransferase 1 (gene ATE1). The record is from RefSeq and is a predicted model, not a curated record. The transcript is spliced from 13 exons. Gene Ontology annotation, biological process: protein arginylation. Gene Ontology annotation, cellular component: cytoplasm. Gene Ontology annotation, molecular function: arginyl-tRNA--protein transferase activity. Lineage: Eukaryota; Metazoa; Chordata; Mammalia; Primates; Cebidae. The coding region runs from base 878 to 2614 and encodes 578 amino acids.